AUGUCUGAAGCCGAGGACACUGCACUCGAAUCAAGCGAGUUUAGCAACCAAGCAUCUGCUAAUUCAACAGAGUUAGACAGUAGCAUCCAAACGCCUGCAAGAGACGUAGAUAAAAAAGAUUCUGAUGACGCGAUAAAGGACGAAGAAAAACCAAUCAAAGAAUCUCUAAAUGCGAAAUCGAGAAACAUGAUUCGUUAUACGAGAGAACAAUUGCUGGCAUUGCGCGACAGCCCGCUUGUUAAAAAACCGGACGCACUACCACCAAUUAGUACAUGGUUUGGGGAGUCGGUCGUAAAAAAAGAUACCAAGAGAAAUAACGCUGAGAGUGUUCAAGAAAAUGAAAAAGGCAAACAACCCAGCCAAAGUCUCGUUGAUGGAUUAAAUAAAUCUAAAGACGAUCUGACUGCACUAGGUAUCCCGAAAAGUCCUUCAAAAAGUCCAAACGGAUCGGAGCCGACGUCCCCAAAGCCAUCAGGCAUGUAUAAAAUUAUUCUUGGUCCCCCUAAAAUGAAUUUCGCUUCAUCUUCUGUUGGAGGAUUAAAAAGCGCGGAAGAUAAACCAAAUCAGCCUAGAACUGGCAGAUCUGAUGGAAUGCGACAACGUCAAGAUGAAUAUUCGAGGGCUGGAAUCAAGGAUUUUGAACCACGGGCACCUCGUGGUCCUACUGGUGAACGAGGUUUUGUUGGUAGGGAAGCUCUAAGAGAACGAGCCCUGGCAGAUAAAGCGCUCAAGGAAUCAAUUGGAUCAUCGCAUAAUUCUCAUAGCCGUGGUUUAGGCCAUACAAGAUCUCAAGAUUCAAAUAAAAGCGGCCGCAGAGAUGGUGGUGGCAUAUCUGGGAGGGACCAAUUGGGCAAAACCAAUUUUAUCAGACAUCAUCAUUCUGAAGACAGAUUCGAAACGCCUAAAUGGAUGAAUUACAACCCGCAAACUGAUGAAGAUACAAAAAAUGGUGAAAACGGAGGGUAUGAAGAUAAAAAGCAUUUUGAUUUCCAAGCUUGGAAGUCACAAAUGAAGGAGCAGGACCGAGAACGUAAAGAGAGAGCAAGAACGGAAAAGGACAAAGAGCGCAAAGAAACUGCCGAGAAAGGCAGAGCACGGAGUAUAUCACGUGCUGACAGCAGUGUAUCUUGGAGACCUGAUAAGAUCGGGGCGACAGAAGAAUCUAGCACAUUGGUUGAAAAUCCUAUACCUGAAAAUUCUAUACCUGUAACACAAAAUGGUUCAAAAGAAAAGGGGACAUCCGAUUUCAAUGAGUCAACAUAUUUGGCCAAUGUGGACCAACUUUUUGGCCCUGGAAUCGAUCUCAAUGCACCUCUGGAUUCUGGUUCGUCAGCUUUCGAUAAGUUUCUGUCAAAACAUAAACUUGCCAUGGCCGAAGAUAAUAUUCCUAAAGCUGGUGUCACAAAGAAUGCUGAAAUGAUUCCCCGUGAGCAAGGCACGUCUCGCUUUGCCAGAUUUUUUUCCCAUAAUGUAGAUGAAAGCUCUCAAGAAAUGGAUCAUAAUAAUGAAAGACACCCAGUGUUUCCUACACCAAUGCAAAGUAAUCCAGUUCCAAAUGAAUUAAAACCUGGUCCAAUUAGCCUUGAUACAUUGUUCCAGAGUCAAGCAGCAGUGUCUUCUACAGCUGCACCAGCUUCUCCUCAUAUAACUGAUGGAAAGCGAGUACUUUCAAGAAUGCUUACCGAAGACGAAGUUUUGCAGACAAUUGGAGCAAAACCGUCCAUUAAACCAGAAGCUAAAGAGCGUAAUCAUGAAGAUGAAGCUGCUAUGUACAAAAUAUACGCAGCUUUGAAAAAAGGACCAUCUACAGAGUUAUCGAGGCCGCCGCAAUCCAAUAUGCCAAUGUCGUUAUCUAAUCAGCCCCCAGCACACCAAACUUCAAUAUCGCACACGGGGUUGCCUUUCAAUGACCCUUCUAUUAUCAGUGCGCAGAAAUUGACUCCAGGGGCAAAAUCCAGUCAACAUCAAUCAAAACUCGAUAUUUCGAACAGGCAUUUAGGAUUUUCCGAAUUACCUUCUACAGAUUCUGCAAAAAAAAUCAAUAUGCUCUUUGGAGGAAACGUACCAACUUCAGUAUAUCGCCAGUUGAGUUCAAGGUCAGAUAAUGGUUCUAGAGAGUCGUCAGCCGCAUCUUCGCCGGCAUUAAAAUUCAAUGCAAAACCUAUUAUUUCCAACUUUCCACAUUCUCCGCAAUCAUCGGCACAUAUUCAUGAUAUUCAUGCGCCGAUUUUUAAAUCACCUCCACCUCACUCUCCUAAUCCUUCUCAUCAACAAAGCCACAACCAUUCACAAUAUCAUAACAAUGUACCUAGUUACUCUAACGGGCCAAACAUCUCUCAACACUCGCAUAAUCGACCAGAGUAUCCUCCGCCUAUCGGCCGCAACAUACCAGUAGAACAGUUGUUUAACAUGAACCCGCCACGUAAUGUUCCACAACAAAUCCCCCCGCAAUUUCAACAACCUCCCCUUCCACCCCAAAUACCAUUUGGUUAUCAGCAUCAACCUGAACGUUAUCCCCAACAACUCCAGUUUACUGGUCCUUCAAUACCACAUCUUCCUGUCCAUCACCAUCCAGGAAUGUUGCCACCCGGUACAGAGGCUCUUUUCGCAAACAUGCAUGGAUAUGCUCAGUUUAUUCCGAACAUUGUGAACAAUGCAAUGGUUCCGAAUAAUAUACCAGGAAUUCCAAACAAUACCAAUAUACAGCAACGUGGAAUGAUGACUUUGGAAGAAAUUGAGAGACGAGGACUUG
Dentiscutata erythropus is the source of this 2752-nucleotide messenger RNA. NCBI's taxonomy places the organism in Eukaryota, Fungi, Glomeromycota, Glomeromycetes, Diversisporales, Gigasporaceae. The record is from the annotation of a GenBank genome assembly.